Drosophila eugracilis is the source of this 1620-nucleotide messenger RNA. Its product is annotated as methanethiol oxidase. The transcript is spliced from 6 exons. The record is from RefSeq and is a predicted model, not a curated record. Gene Ontology annotation, molecular function: selenium binding. Lineage: Eukaryota; Metazoa; Arthropoda; Insecta; Diptera; Drosophilidae. Bases 95 to 1555 code for a protein of 486 amino acids.
GACCCAUCAAGAGAGCCCCACUAUAAAGAUCUCGCUCCACAUCGGACGAUGUUCAGUUUGCCGCUGUUCUUCGUUCCCCAACAACCUCCAAGUUAUGUCUAAGAAAACCUGUUGCCGCGGACCGGGUUACGCAACGCCUCUGGAUGCCAUGAGGAGUGGUCCCCGCGAGAAGCUCCUCUACACGGUCACAGUUCAGCCCAACUUGGAUGAGCCCCACGGCGAUUAUCUGUCCACAGUCGAUGUGGACCCCGAAAGCCCCACCUACUGUCAGAUAGUACACCGCACAUUUACCAACCGAAAAGGUGAUGAGCUGCAUCACUCUGGUUGGAACGCCUGCUCCAGUUGCUACCACGUUGAUGAAUACUCUAAAACCGUUCCAAAAAGAGACAGACUCGUUCUGCCGGCCUUGAAUUCCGAUUUUAUUUAUAUACUCGAUGUGGUUACCGAUCCCCGAAAGCCAGAGAUUAUCAAGACCAUCGAUGGGGAUGUACUGAAGAGUCACAAUGUCACCGGCCCACAUACCACUCACUGUCUGGCCAAUGGGAAUAUUAUGAUAUCCGUGAUGGGUGAUGCUGAGGGAUAUGCCAAGGGAGACUUUAUCCUUUUUGAUUCAGAUUUUAAUUGUAUCGGUACCUGGACCAAGGGUGAGAAGAAGGCUCUAUGCGGUUACGAUUUCUGGUAUCAGCCCUACUUUGAUGUGAUGGUUUCAUCUGAAUGGGGAGCACCCAAUAAAUGGCGACGUGGCUGGAAGAAUGGUGACCUCGACGAUAUGACCCAGUACGGCUGCCGUCUUAACUUCUACAAGUGGUCCACUCAAACCCUCUACCAAACAAUCGAUCUAGGAUCGGAUGGCAUAACGCCUCUGGAGAUUCGCUUUCUGCAUGAUCCUAAGCGAGCAGAGGGAUUCGUUGGUUGUGCCCUCAAUGCUAAGGUGUUCUACUUCAAGAAGAAGCCUGACUCCGAUGAGUUUGAGGCAAAGAAGGUGAUUGAUAUCCCCGGAAAACUUGUUGAUACCGGCAGUGGAACGUUGGAGGAUAUGGGCGGAAUGAUCUCAGACAUUAUCAUAUCCCUGAAUGAUCGGUUCCUCUAUGUCAACUGCUGGCGACAUGGGGAUGUAAGGCAAUAUGAUAUAACAGAUCCCGAAAAUCCCAAACUUACUGGCCAGCUUUUCUUGGGCGGUGCCAUCUGCAGUGAUUUGCCAAAUGUGAUUGUUAAGGAGGAUAAGGAACUAAAGGAGAGACCACCAGCUCGUUAUGUUAAGGGUCGUCGAUUGGAAGGAGGUCCUCAGAUGAUGCAACUAUCUCUGGAUGGCAAGCGCUUGUAUGUCUCAUCAUCUUUAUAUUCUCCUUGGGAUAAACAGUUUUAUCCAAAAAUGGUUUCGCAAGGCGGUCAUAUUGUCCAGAUUGAUGUGGAUACUGUGAACGGAGGAAUAUCUCUAAAUGAAGACUUUCUGGUAGACUUUGGAAAUGAACCCUAUGGUCCUGGUCUGCCCCAUGAAAUGCGUUAUCCUGGCGGUGAUUGCACUUCUGAUAUUUGGCUGGCUAAUGAUGCCUAGUCCUUAUAUAAAAUAUAUAUUACCCUAAACAAAGCUUUAAUAAAGACAAUUUUUUACACAACCUA